Molecule: messenger RNA, 1656 nt
Organism: Symbiodinium necroappetens
Lineage: Eukaryota; Dinophyceae; Suessiales; Symbiodiniaceae
Source: the annotation of a GenBank genome assembly
AUGAAGCCAUCGCGUUGCACCGGGAUCUACUUCUGGCGCGCUCUUGUUUGUCUUUUGGCGCUUCUAUUGCUGCUUCUGCAAUUCACGACACUUUCGCUCCUGACCGCCCCAACAUCCGUUCUGCUGAUUUCGCAUGCCGGAAGUCAUGGCAAAGGGUUUUGCAAAGCCCUAAAGGUCACGGUGGCUCGGCGAUGCAAGCGAUGGGUUGGAUGCCCCGAGGUCCUUUGUGAGGUAGAUCAUGGCGAGACGAUGCAUCACAAGAGAAAGGGCACCACAGAGUCUCACACAUUUGUACUGCUCAUGCGUGACCCGCGAGACGUGGUCACAGCUUUGCACAAGAAGGGUCCCAAGAAUUGCUCAAGCAGAUUCGAUUGUUCUGUCCAGCGCAUUCGUUCUGUGGCCAACUGGACAGAAGCUCAACACCGCGAGUAUUCUUAUCAACCUGAGGCCUUUAAGCUGUUUUUUGAGGAGGUGGCUGCAGAUCCUCACGAGACCCUGCACUCCCUGGCUGGCUUUCUGGGCAUGGAUCUCUCGUCUGCAACUGACGACGAGAUCGGGGCAUGGCGAAAUGCCACAAAGCACGGCGAAGUUUGUCAGACGAGGUCACUAUACCCGUCGUGGAUUGGUAGCUAUGUCAGCACUGUGAUGCGAGAAGAGCUCUCGCAGGAUUUGUGGAACCGGUGGUCGUCCUGCAAUGUAACUUGGACGCCCGCCCCAUGCCAUCAUCGGGCGGUCUUGGAGGUGCACGAAGGCCUGCAUGGAGAUGUUUGCCGGUGGCCAAAUGGUGGUCACACCUGUCCAGUACCAUGCAGAGACUCGCAGGACAUGCCGGACAUGCGACAGUGCGUAAUAGGCAAUGAGUCAUGCCGAACUGCACACAUCGAAGAUCACUGGCGGGACCAGUUUGUCCCAAAUCCGCUCACGCCGCGGGUGAUGCAUACAUUCUACGAGCCAACUACAAAUGACGACCGGGAGCAUCCGAGGCGACAGACUUUGGCAAGCUGGGAAUACCAUUGGCGGCGAGCUGGCUGGCAUACGCGAGUGCUGGGCCUCGACGAUGCAAAGAAGUCUCCCUUCUACAAGCAACUCUUGGUACGGCUGAACAGGAUCCCGCUAGGGCCAAAUCCAGCUUACGAGAAGACGUGCUAUUUGCGUUACUUGGCGAUGGCGGAAGCUGGUGGUGGCUGGAUGAGUGAUUACGAUACCCUGCCCAUGCAGCUUCUGGCAACGAGUGGCUUGAUGGACAAGGGGCGCUUUACUGUUCUGCAAGGGCACGUACCUGCUCUUAUGUCCGGUAGCCAGGAGGAGUGGCGUCGCAUUUCUGUCUUACUUACUGAGAGUGCAAUACUGAUGACGCGCCAGACGCCCAUGCCACGACUGGUCUCGGACAUGCACGCCAUGGCAGGAUUGGUCAACAAGUCAGGGCUCAAGAAUAAAUCUUUCGACGCCUUGACUUCAUACAACUGGGUGGCAGAUGCAAGCACCUAUGUGCGACCAGAUUCGGAGUGCAGCGACUUCCGCUCUUUCCAUCUGGCGAUCCACGUCUCUCACGCGUCCUUGACCGAAGGCCUUGGGCUGCCCAUGGGGGAAGUGGAGGCCAGGCGUCCCAGAAUCAUGAAGGAGACUAUGGAGCGCUUUUGGAGCUGCAUCGGCUGA